Messenger RNA from Peniophora sp. CBMAI 1063, 915 nucleotides. The record is from the annotation of a GenBank genome assembly. Lineage: Eukaryota; Fungi; Basidiomycota; Agaricomycetes; Russulales; Peniophoraceae.
AUGUCUACCACCAGUGAACAGUCCAACGCUGUCCCCAAUGCAUCCGUGACCGAUGUUGCAGCCACUUUCCCCGUAUCGAGCGUCCCACAGAAUCCACUAGGCCAGGGGAAGUACAUCAAGACAGCCGCCGCUCUUAUCAUCGGGGAUGAAAUAUUGAAUGGGAAGACCAUGGACACGAACACGAAUUUCUUUGCCAAGUACUGUUUUGAACAGGGCAUUGACUUGCGACGUGUGGAGGUGAUACCCGACGAGGAAGAUGAUAUUAUCGAAGCAAGUAGGCGUAUGGUUGGGAAAUAUGACUUCGUGAUCACGAGUGGCGGUAUUGGUCCUACACACGAUGACAUCACCUACCAGUCCCUCGCGAAAGCGUUCAAUCAACCUCUGGAACAUCACAAAGAAACGCUACAUCGCAUGCUCGAGAUGAGUAGGCACCGGCCGUGGAUUUCUACACAGACCGAGGAACAGAAGGCUGCCAGAGAACGGAUGGCUCUCUUCCCUUCUCAAGCGGAGGUUCUGUUUGUCGCACAAGAUAUCUGGGUGCCUGUAGUGCGACUGGAAGGGAGGUUGUGCGUUUUCCCCGGCAUACCGAAGCUUUUCCAGAGGAUGCUCAGCGGUCUGACACCUUAUCUCCCGCUUCCACCUCCCGAGGAACGGCCAUAUCGGCAACAGAUAUUCACAUCUUUACCAGAAUCCUCGAUUGCACCCUUCCUUACGUCUCUACACGGACGCGUCAAACCUGAAGGCAUUCGUGUUGGAAGCUAUCCGCUGCUUAAGAAGGGUGUAUAUGUUUCCCUCAUCGGACGGGACGCUCAACGCAUUCGCGAGCUCGCGGGUGAAGUUGAGUCUGAGCUCCAGGGUCGCAUCGUCAGCGAUGAGGAAGUGCUGGAGGCGAAACAAGGUAAAGAUAGUCAAUAG